This is a messenger RNA of Prunus armeniaca (apricot), 1431 nucleotides long. The record is from the annotation of a GenBank genome assembly. NCBI's taxonomy places the organism in Eukaryota, Viridiplantae, Streptophyta, Magnoliopsida, Rosales, Rosaceae.
AUGUUGUCUGAUGGUCGUGACAGAAUGGGACUGCCAUCUCAUGUGGUCCCAAACGGCAGCGCUUCACAGGACUCCGGCCAUGCCCGUCUCCAUGAACUUGGCUACAAACAAGAGCUCAAGCGUGACCUCUCGCUGCUUUCAAAUUUUGCUUUUUCAUUUUCAAUCAUAUCGGUGCUUACCGGUGUGACCACUCUUUACAACACUGGACUCAAAUACGGUGGUCCAGUUUCUGUUGUUUAUGGAUGGCUUAUAGCUGGUUCUUUCACCAUCUUUGUUGGGUUGUCCAUGGCUGAGAUUUGUUCUUCCUACCCAACUUCUGGGGGUCUAUACUAUUGGAGUGCCAAGCUUGCUGGCCCAAGAUGGGCACCCUUUGCUUCUUGGCUCACUGGCUGGUUCAACAUAGUUGGUCAGUGGGCAGUCACAACAAGUGUGGAUUUCUCACUUGCACAGCUGAUUAACGUAAUCAUUCUACUUAGCUCAGGUGGAAGAAAUGGUGAUGGUGCUUCGGGGGAUAAAUAUGCAGUCAUUGGUAUACAUGGAGGAAUUUUGUUUCUACAUGCUCUCAUAAACAGUCUUCCCAUCUCGUACUUAUCUCUCUUUGGACAGCUAGCUGCUGCAUGGAAUAUUUAUACCAUAACUGGCUAUGAUGCAUCUGCCCAUAUGACAGAAGAAACCAAGAAUGCUGAUACAAAUGGACCAAAAGGAAUAAUUAGUUCCAUCGUGAUAUCUAUUAUCGUUGGAUGGGGUUAUAUACUCGGGAUCACCUUUGCUGCUACUAACAUCCCAUACCUUUUGGAUGAGACUAAUGAUGCUGGUGGUUAUGCCAUUGCUGAAAUAUUUUACCUAGCAUUCAAGAGUAGAUAUGGCAGUGGAGUUGGAGGAAUUAUAUGCCUGGGAGUCGUUGGUGUUGCCAUAUUCUUCUGUGGUAUGAGUUCAGUUACUAGCAACUCCAGGAUGGCUUAUGCAUUCUCUAGAGAUGGAGCCAUGCCAUUUUCAUCAUUUUGGCAUAAAGUGAAUAAGCAUGAAGUCCCAGUAAACGCAGUUUGGCUUUCAGCCUUUGUAUCAUUUUGCAUGGCACUGACAUCUCUUGGAAGCCUUGUGGCAUUUAAUGCCAUGGUAUCUAUAGCAACCAUUGGACUGUACAUUGCUUAUGCCCUACCCAUCUUCUUGAGGGUGACCUUGGCACGCAAAUCCUUUGUCGCAGGACCUUUCAACUUGGGACGCUACGGGGUCCUUGUUGGUUGGAUUUCAGUGCUUUGGGUAGCAACCAUCUCGGUCCUCUUCUCGUUGCCUGUUGCCUAUCCAGUUACUAUUGAGACACUCAACUAUACUCCUGUUGCAGUUGGGGGUUUGUUUCUUAUUACAGUUUUAGCUUGGAUCUUGCGUGCUCGGCACUGGUUUAACGGUCCUAUAACCAACACAAAUGAAUGA